AUGGAUCUAGAACUAAACACUAACCUCAUCCUCAUCACAUCCUUUGUUUUUGUUUUCGUGCUUAAUGCUUUCUUCAAAUGGUUCUCGAAGGAGCAGUGUUCGAAGGCUUCUAUGAAGCUGCCACAGAGCCCUCUGGCUUUACCAUUCAUUGGUCACCUUCAUUUGAUAGGCAAAGUAUUGCCUGUGUCAUUCCAGAGCAUAGCUCGGAAGUAUGGUCCACUCAUGGAGAUCCGUCUUGGUGCUUCUAAGUGUGUUGUGGUCUCCAGCUCUUCGGUGGCGAGAGAGAUCUUCAAGGAGCAAGAGCUUAAUUUCUCCUCGAGGCCUGAGUUUGGUUCUGCUGAGUACUUCAAGUAUAGAGGGUCUAGGUUUGUCCUUGCGCAGUAUGGAGAUUACUGGAGGUUCAUGAAGAAGCUGUGCAUGACCAAGCUUCUUGCUGUUCCGCAGCUUGAGAAAUUCGCUGACAUCCGUGAGGAGGAGAAGCUGAAGCUGGUCGAGUCCGUGGCUAAGUGCUGCAGAGAAGGGAAGCCUUGUGACUUGAGUAGCCAGUUCUUGACUUACACCAACAAUGUAAUCUGCAGGAUGGCAAUGAGCACGAGGUGUUCGGGUACUGAUAACGAAGCAGAAGAGAUUAGGAAGCUGGUCAAGACAUGUUUGGAGCUUGCAGGGAAGGUCAGUGUAGGAGAUGUGUUGGGGCCUUUGAAAGUACUGGAUUUUUCUGGGAAUGGGAAGAAAUUAGUGGCUGUAAUGGAGAAAUAUGACCUACUUGUAGAGAGGAUCAUGAAGGAACGUGAGGCAAAGGAGGUAAAGAAAGAAGGUAUGAGAAAGGACAUUUUGGAUAUAUUGUUGGAGACUUACAGAGAUCCCGCUGCUGAAAUGAAGCUCACGAGGAAUGACAUGAAAUCUUUCCUGUUGGAUGUUUUCAUGGCUGGAACAGAUACAUCAGCAGCAGCAAUGCAGUGGGCAAUGGGGCAACUAAUAAACCAUCCACAAGCGUUCAACAAGUUAAGAGAAGAGAUCGAAACCGUUGUUGGAAGCAAUAGACUAGUCAAUGAAUCAGACGUUCCUAACCUCCCGUACCUUCGAGCUGUCCUAAGGGAGACUUUGAGGCUCCACCCUUCAGCUCCACUAAUCAUAAGAGAAUGCGCAGAAGAUUGCCAGGUGAAUGGGUGCCUUGUCAAGUCAAAAACCCGUGUGCUUGUAAAUGUCUAUGCAAUCAUGCGAGAUCCAGAACUGUGGAAGGAUGCAGACAAAUUCAUACCCGAGAGAUUUCUAGAGAGCUCUGAAGAGAAGAUAGGUGAACAUCAGAUGGAGUUCAAGGGUCAGAAUUUCCGUUACCUUCCUUUUGGGAGUGGAAGAAGAGGAUGUCCAGGAGCAUCGCUUGCCAUGAAUGUGAUGCAUAUAGGUGUGGGUUCAUUGGUGCAGCACUACGACUGGAAAAGUACCGAUGGGGAGAAGAUUGAUCUGAGCCAAGGUUCUGGUUUUGCUGCUGAGAUGGCUCGACCACUUGUGUGCAACCCUAUGGAUUGCUUCAAUACCAUCUGA
Molecule: messenger RNA, 1542 nt
Organism: Arabis nemorensis
Lineage: Eukaryota; Viridiplantae; Streptophyta; Magnoliopsida; Brassicales; Brassicaceae
Source: the annotation of a GenBank genome assembly